AUGGACACAGAAAACAGCACAGUGGUGACAGAAUUCAUCCUUCUUGGUUUGACCCAAUCUCAAGAUACUCAAAUCCUGCUCUUUGUGCUAGUCUCAAUGUUCUACCUCAUAAUCCUCCCUGGCAAUGUUCUUAUCAUUCUUACUAUAAGAUCAGAUCCUGGACUUAAUGCUCCCCUCUAUUUCUUCUUGGGAAACUUGGCCUUCCUGGAUGUCUCCUACUCCUUCAUUGUGUCUCCCAGGAUGCUGGUGGACUUCUUCUCUGAGAAGAAAGUAAUUUCUUACAAUUACUGCAUCACCCAGCUGUUUUUCUUGCACUUCCUUGGUGUAGGGGAGAUGUUCCUUCUUGUUAUCAUGGCCUUUGACCGCUAUAUUGCCAUAUGUCGGCCUCUACACUAUGCAACAGUCAUGAGCCCCAGGGUCUGCUAUGCAUUGCUGUUGGCUCUGUGGCUUGGGGCCUUUGCCCACUCCAUUGUGCAAGUGGCCCUUAUUCUGCACUUGCCCUUCUGUGGCCCAAACCAGCUGGACAACUUCUUCUGUGAUGUGCCACAGGUCAUCAAGCUGGCCUGCACUGACACCUUUGUGGUGGAGCUCCUGAUGGUCUCAAACAAUGGCCUGCUCACCCUGCUGUGCUUCCUGGGCCUUCUGGCCUCCUAUGCUGUCAUCCUCUGCAGAGUAAAGGGACACUCCUCAGAAGGGAAGAGCAAGGCUAUCUCGACUUGCACGACCCACAUUAUCAUUGUGUUCCUCAUGUUCGGACCUGCCAUUUUUAUCUACACCCGCCCCUUCCAGGUUUUCCCAGUUGACAAAGUGGUUGCUCUCUUUCAUACAGUCAUCUUUCCUUUGCUGAACCCUGUAAUUUAUACACUUCGCAACCAGGAAGUUAAAACUUCCAUGAUAAAGCUGUUAAGACAGCAUAGGGUGUUCUAA
This is a messenger RNA of Marmota flaviventris (yellow-bellied marmot), 927 nucleotides long. RefSeq names its product olfactory receptor 4N5-like. The record is from RefSeq and is a predicted model, not a curated record. Gene Ontology annotation, biological process: G protein-coupled receptor signaling pathway. Lineage: Eukaryota; Metazoa; Chordata; Mammalia; Rodentia; Sciuridae. Gene Ontology annotation, molecular function: olfactory receptor activity; G protein-coupled receptor activity. Gene Ontology annotation, cellular component: membrane.